AUGGAUACUUCACAGCUUUUCAGUGUCGAAGGCAUGAUUGCUGUGGUUACAGGCGGAGGCACAGGGAUCGGCCUCAUGAUAGCCCGCGCCCUCGCCUGCGCCGGCGCAUCCAAAAUAUACAUCCUCGGGCGCCGCGAAGACAAACUUUCCACCGCAGCCUCUCAACACGAAAAUAUCAUCCCACUCCAAUGCGACAUCACAUCCAAAGCAUCCCUGCAAGCCGCCGUGGACUUCAUCACCCAAGAUAUGGGCUACAUCAACCUCCUUGUCGCAAACUCCGGUAUCUACGGUCCACCGUCAAGUUUCAUGCCCUGCUCAAGCGUCAAAGAACUGAGGGAGCAUAUGUUCGAGAAAACAUCUAUGGAAGACUUCACGCAGACCUUUCAUGUCAACACUACCGCGACGUAUUUUACCAUGCUGGCUUUUCUCGAACUACUGGAUGCAGGAAACAAGAAUGCCAUAGCCGGUGGAUUUGGUAAGCCACUGAAAGAAGGUAGCAAAAUACCGAGUAUACAGUCACAAGUCAUCAUUACAUCCAGCGUAGGCGCCUUCCUGCGUGAAUGGCAAUGCGCGCCAGCAUACGCGGGGAGUAAAGCAGCGAUCAUGCAUUUGGUCAAACACACCAGUACAGGGCUUGCGCCGCAUGGUAUCAGAGUCAAUGCUCUGGCGCCUGGAUUCUUCCCAUCUGAGAUGGCCAACGCAGUUAUCGAAGGCAGGAACCCCAGUACAGAGAGCGUCGACGAUCCAAACUUCAUUCCUGCACGAAGAUUUGGCGGAGAGGAGGAGAUGGGUGGAACGGUGUUGUAUCUUGCGAGUCGGGCGGGGAGCUUUUGCAAUGGGUUGGUGCUUGUGAAUGAAGGGGGGAGGUUGGGUGUUACGACGAGCAGUUAUUAA
Molecule: messenger RNA, 894 nt
Organism: Alternaria viburni
Lineage: Eukaryota; Fungi; Ascomycota; Dothideomycetes; Pleosporales; Pleosporaceae
Gene: SAT3
Product: Short-chain dehydrogenase/reductase sat3
Exons: 3
Coding region: 1-894 (297 amino acids)
Molecular function (GO): oxidoreductase activity
Source: RefSeq, a predicted model, not a curated record